Molecule: messenger RNA, 1218 nt
Organism: Penicillium manginii
Lineage: Eukaryota; Fungi; Ascomycota; Eurotiomycetes; Eurotiales; Aspergillaceae
Exons: 5
Coding region: 1-1218 (405 amino acids)
Source: RefSeq, a predicted model, not a curated record
AUGGGUUCCGUCGAAGAUCACCAAAAUGCGGCGAUUAUAGCUGUCGCGGCUACGUUUAUGACUGUGGCGUUUAUCACAGUGGCUCUCCGAUGCUAUGUCCGACUUCGCCUAGUGAAGGCGUUCGGCUGGGAUGAUACCGCGAUGUUGGUCGCUAUGGCCUGUUAUAUAAUGUUUUCAGGAUCCAUGAUUGGGGCUGGUCUCCACGGAAAUGGACGGCACUGGUAUAGUGUCGCCGCUGAAGAGCGAGUGAUCGCAAUGAAGUACUGGUGGUUAUGUGAAAUUGCAUUCUGCUUUUCAUCGAUUUUCUGCAAGAUCUCAAUUUGCAUUUUCUUGAUGCGUAUCUGCAUCAAAAAAACGCACCUCUGGAGUUUAUACUCGGUCAUGGCCGUCACUGUUUUGGCCGGCCUUAUUUUCAUGUUCCUCAUGCUCUUGCAAUGCAAGCCAUUGUCAUUCUUCUGGACCCGGAUGGCCUACCACCCAGUCCACAACAUUGAAGGCCAAGGCUACUGUAUCAACAUGGAAAUUAUUGUCGCCAUGACAUACGUUUACAGUGUCGCCGCUGCAGCUUGCGACUUCACCGUUGGCAUUUUACCCAUUUUCGUCGUCCACCAACUACAAAUGAAGAAGCAGACGAAGGUUGCUGUGAUUGGAAUUUUGAGUAUGGCUUGCAUUGCCUCCUCCGCUGUUAUUGUUCGCAUCCCGUUCGUUGACACUUUUCUUGAUCUGGACGACUUUUUAUUUUCGACCGUCCAAAUCGCAUACUGGUCGAACAUCGAGAUCGGUCUAGGAAUUACCGCCGGCAGUCUCGCAACCCUCCGUCCCCUCCUCCGCCACUGGUUCGGCUCGCGCGCCGAUCCCUCAUACUCAGCCGGCUUUCCCAAACAAUCAUACGGGCGCCGUACCGGCGGUGGUCUCAGCGGUGCACAUGGAGCGUCGCUACCAUUGGGAUCAAUCAGUCAAGCCGAAGGAGGCGACUUGCGACCCGAUAAGGUCUCAGUCAUGGUAACGAACAUCGAAAGCCACAGAGACUCAAAGAAGUCCUGGCCACGGCCAUCCAGCCCGAGCAGCAGCGAAGAAGGGCUGAACGUGCACCAUCCACCUCUCCCUGGAAGAAUGGAAGUGGGAGUUCACCAGACGUUCGAGGUUAUCCGAACUGCCGCUGAGAACGAUGCCAAUGAGGGGUAUCACCAUCACAGAUUUGAGAGGGAAAAUGUAUAG